This is a messenger RNA of Pygocentrus nattereri (red-bellied piranha), 3703 nucleotides long. RefSeq names its product myostatin a (gene mstna). The record is from RefSeq and is a predicted model, not a curated record. Gene Ontology annotation, biological process: SMAD protein signal transduction. The transcript has 3 exons. Gene Ontology annotation, cellular component: extracellular region. Gene Ontology annotation, molecular function: cytokine activity; growth factor activity. Bases 1727 to 2803 code for a protein of 358 amino acids. Lineage: Eukaryota; Metazoa; Chordata; Actinopteri; Characiformes; Serrasalmidae.
AAUAUGGAUCUGGUCCGCUUUGCAGCUCUAACAGCUUCCACUCUUCUGGGAAGCUUCCACAAGAUUUUUGGAGAGAGUCUGAUGUCUGGGGGAAUUCUUGCCCUUGGGCUCUGUAGCCUAAUAGCUAAACCAAUGCUAAGUUAGCCAAUCGAGCUACAUAUCCGAACGCCUCUGAACAGGUUUAACUUUGCCUCUCUGUCUCUUCUGCUGGACUUCCUCGGAGCUGGAUCGUUAUCAUCUAAACUCGUGCCGGUGCUUUUAGUUCAGCCAGAGUCCAGCAUUCGGUGUGCUCUAGCUAAGCUAAUAGCUAAGGCUAACCAGCGCCACUCUCCUGAUGGUCUGACAUUCAUUGAAUAGUGCAACAUCGCGUUGAUCUGGUGGUUCCUGUAACGAGGCGGCCGAAAAGCGUCCUUCUUCUCGUGUGUCACGUGAGACACUUUAGAGCAGGGCGUCAAACUCAACCAGGAAAAGGGCCGUAUUGGAAAAUCUCAUCGAAUCUGUGGGCCGGAGAAAAAAUGUGAAGUUCAUUUGUAAUCGAUGUUGCGCUACAACCAGAACCGGACGCUGUUUAUUCACAAUGCGCCAAAACGUCAGCAGUAAAAUACAGGCACUGAAAUAUUACAUGAAUACUUGAAAUAUUCCAAGUUUAACCCUUGGACUCGUCCCCCGGCAUCCCUUCUUAGCUGCGCGUUCAUUAAGAUUGGGCUCAGUGUCUGAGCUGCUGAGCUGACGUUCAGUGUUAACGUUGGUUGACCUGCAGCUGAGGUGCAUUCUGGUGAUGUGACUGGUGUGGAAUUGAGGUGUAACUGCUGUCCCAUAGACUGUUUUUGGGGUAGGAGAGUCAGAGCACAUCACACCACAGUGCUUGCUGGGGGCUGUAGUGCAGCGCGCUGUGAAACAGGUUGAUAUUAAUAGAAACUGAAAAUGCUAGGCUUGUGAGGUGGGCCGGGUCAGGCCCACAGGCCUUGUGUCAUGAGUGUCAUGAGGAGGCGCUAUUUUUUGGUGAAACUGCAGGUUGCACGAAUUGAAAACCAGGGAACGCGAAGAAAUGAAGGCGAGCGGUGAAGUAAAACAGCUGAUUCGUUUUAAAAGACUUAAGAGAAUAAAAUCAGGUUUUACUCAGAUUCCACGGCACGGAGCCACUUUUGGGCUGCGAGGAGAAAAGUGCAGUGGAUGUUUGUGAAUGACAAGAAAUAACAACAAAGAGCAACCUAAACUUUAUACAGUAGAAGUUUAAACUGUAAAUACAGUAAAAUUAGCUUUAAAAACCCCCAAAAAAAUCCCUAAAGAAAGAAUGAAAUCAGCAUUUAUCUCACUGAGACGGCAGGGGGCGGCCUAUUCAAGAAACCUGCAGUGAUUUGGCUCCAUCUGGUGGUCAAUACUGCACACUGCAGUAAAGCCGGACAACACAAGCCAAAAUGAACAAACCCUUACUGCAGGUGCCACGUUUGAAAAGAUUCACAAUAAAAAAAACAAACAAACUCAGCUUUUACGCCAAUAUCUCCGCGUUUUUGUUACAGGCGACGUCUGUCUGUCCGUCUGUGCACAGUAGCUCUCCCUCCCUCACUAGGAGCGAGUCCAUCACCGUCCACUGAGCCAAUCGUGGCUUGUCCAGCAGCGGGAGAUCCGAGUCUGCACUAUAAAGCCCGGCGGAGAGGAGCCGAAGCCCCUUCAGACUCUCUGCGCUCCGGUGCGUAAAAGUGGCCUCUGAGCAAAAAGGAAGGACAUGAAGGCGCUCCUCCUCCUCGUCGUCUCCCUCUUGACCCUGCUGACCCUCGCACGGGGUCAGAGUCAGAGUCCCACGGCCGCGGAGGACGGCGAGCAGUGCUCCACGUGCGAGUCGAGGCAGCAGAGCAAGCUGAUGCGCCUGCGCUCCAUCAAGGCGCAGAUCCUGAGCCUGCUGCGCCUCGAGCAGGCGCCCAACGUCAGCAGGGAGGCCGUGAGGCAGCUGCUGCCCAGGGCGUCGCCGCUGCUCGAGCUGCUGAGCCAGUACGAGCAGAAAGGAGGAGUGGCCGACGACGACGAGGAGCAGGCCACCACCGAGACCAUCAUCGCCGUGGCCACGGAACCGCAAGGCGCUGCACAGGGAAAUAGCGCGCCGCGCUGCUGCCUGUUCUCCCUGAGCCCGAAGAUCCUGCCAGACAAAAUCGUGAAGGCCCAGUUGUGGUUCCGUCUGCGAGUGGGCCACGAUGCCACCACCGUGUCCAUGCAGCUGUCUCGCCUUAGCAGCCGCUCCAGCAUCCGCUCGCUGCGCCUCUCCGUGAACGCGCAGACCAACCCGUGGCAAAGCAUCGACAUAAAGCAGUCGCUGCAGGCCUGGCUCGAGCGGCCCGAGAGCAACUUCGGCAUCGAGAUCAAGGCCGUGGACGCCGACGGGAAGGACUUGGCCGUCACUUCUGCCGAAUCAGGAGAGGAGGGCCUCCAACCCUUCCUCGAAGUGAAGAUAGCAGAGAGCCCGAAGCGCUCCAGGCGGGACUCGGGCCUGGACUGCGACGAGCGCUCCUCGGAGUCCCGCUGCUGCCGCUAUCCCCUCACCGUGGACUUCGAGGACUUCGGCUGGGACUGGAUCAUUGCGCCCAAGCGCUACAAGGCCAACUACUGCUCCGGCGAAUGUGAGCAGGUGCACCUGCAGAAGUAUCCGCACACGCACCUGGUAAACAAGGCCAACCCUCGCGGCACCGCGGGACCCUGCUGCACGCCCACCAAGAUGUCGCCCAUCAACAUGCUCUACUUCAACCACCGCGAGCAAAUCAUCUACGGCAAAAUCCCCUCCAUGGUCGUGGACCUCUGCGGCUGCUCUUGAGCGCAGCGGUGGCGCCGGGAAUGUUUCGUAGUGCGUGCUUUGGGCUAGCUGAACUGUGUAGAGCACGGCAGAUCUCAAGGCCUUGGGCCAAAAUAGAAGUUUGGCCCCUCCUCCCCCAGAACCCAACCCCCACCCCCUCCCCCGCCCCCCCAAAACAAACAUGCCUCAGACCAAUGAACUCGAAUACUUGUAAAUUACACAUCAAAUUACAGUGAUGUGGCGUAAACUUUGGACGUCCAACAUAAUUAGUGAUUGAAAUAAUUAAUUUUUUACAAUUACAUGGUUUUUGGAAGCAGUGCCACCUAUUGGUAAACGAAUGGCACAGCAUCAACGCUUGAUGGAUCAACCAGAUCCGCUGUCAGUGAUAAGUUGGAUAACGGAAUAUAAACUAGGUUGAACUACUUACAUGAUUUUGGUUAUUAUUUUUUAUGACUAGGUUUGGGCCAUCCGCAAGCUAUGACGUGGCUAGCUUUAUUUAGCUGCUCAGUCACCACCAUCUGACCACCUCCUUGUUUCUACGCUCACUGUCCAUUUUAUCAGCUCCAUACAUUUACGGCAUUUGGCUGACGCUCUUAUCCAGAGCGACUUACAAUUUGAUCAUUUUACACAGGGAGGCCAAGGCGGUGUUAGGAGUCUUGCCCAAGGACUCUAUUGGUAUGGAUUGGUAUAUGCUUGCCCUGGUCAGGGAUUGAACCCCAGUCUGCAGCGUAGAAGGUAGAAGUGUUAACCACUAAACUAACCAACCACCUUACUCCACUUACAGUAAGCUGGUGGUGUAUUAGACACAGCAGUGCUUCUGGAGUUUUUAAACACUGUGUCCACUCACUGUCCACUCGUCUGCUGCUGCACAGUUUGUGUUGGUCAUCCUCUAGUCCUUCAUCAGACACAGGACGCUGCCCA